GUUCUAGGGGGCCCACCGAGAGCUCGAUGGAGAGCAGAACGAGGAGAGGGAGAUACGACUGGUUUCAAAAAUCGGCUUUCGUCCCGCUCGCGCUCGCAGCAAUGUGUUGUCUCUUCAGUAGCUUUCAUACGCGACCGUGACACGGAACGAUUCGGUCGUUGUCUUCUCGUUCUUCUCGGUCGUGUCGUAUCCCAUUUGAUUCGAAUUCUCCUAUCGCACGCGUUCAGUGACACAGCGAAAGAAGUUCCUCCUCCGAAGGUGAAGAAGUGACAGUGGAAACAACUGACCGCGUGAUUUUAUCGAGUUAACAUGAGCCAAGGGUGGCUACAGGGUCUAAAUGGACGAUUAGCAUUUGCUAUCGCAGCUGCUGCACUCGGAUCAUCGUUUCAACAUGGGUACAACACCGGUGUUGUUAACGCACCUCAGCAGCUUAUCGAAGACUGGAUCAGUAACCUGAAGAUGAAUCGUACUGGUGAACCAACGAAGCAGUCUGAAGUAACGAUGAUAUGGUCGAUAGCGGUGUCGAUAUUCUGCGUGGGCGGGAUGAUCGGUGGUUCUCUAGUGGGCUCGGUGGCCGAUCGUUUCGGCAGGAAGGGCGGUUUGUUGCUGAACAACAUUCUGGUCCUCAUCACGGUAAUCUUCGAGGGCUGUGCUAAAACGGCGAAGAGCUACGAGAUGAUAAUCAUCGGCAGAUUCAUAAUCGGCAUCAAUGCAGGAUUAAACGCCGGCCUGGCGCCCAUGUAUUUAUCCGAAAUAUCACCUAUUCAUCUGCGAGGAGCUGUUGGCACCGUUUAUCAACUGGUUAUUACCAUGUCUAUUCUGGUAUCGCAGAUUCUUGGAUUAGAACAAAUCUUGGGCACCGAGGAUCAAUGGCCGCUUCUUUUGUGCCUGACGAUUGUUCCCGCGAUCUUCCAAGUGGUCACGCUUCCACUGUGCCCGGAAAGUCCGAAAUAUUUGUUGCUUAGUAAGGGGAAGGACAUGGAAGCUCAGAGAGCUUUGGCCUGGUUGCGUGGCACGAUCGAAGUUCACGAUGAGAUGGAAGAAAUGAGAACAGAAUACGAAUCAGUGAAACUUGUACCAAAGGUUACGCUGAAGGAAUUAUUUGUAAACCCGACUCUCAGAAUUCCAUUAAUAAUUGCGCUUAUGGUUAUGUUCGCUCAACAAUUGUCUGGGAUAAAUGCCGUCAUGUUCUUCUCCACCAAGAUAUUCACGAUGGCGCAGUUGGACAAAACCGCAGCCCAGAAUGCGACGAUGGCUGUCGGAGCGAUGAACGUCGUUAUGACUUUUGUUUCGUUGAUACUCGUCGAGAAAGCUGGAAGGAAAACGUUGCUAUUGGCUGGAUUCUCUGGAAUGUUUGUCGAUACCGCGUUGCUCGCGAUUUGCCUUGCUUUUGCAGAUACAUCUCGUGCAGCAGCUUAUUCCUCCAUUGUAUUAGUAAUGACAUUCGUGAUCUUAUUUGCAACUGGACCGGGUAGUAUCCCUUGGUUCCUGGUGUCCGAGUUGUUUAAUCAGUCUGCGAGACCUGCGGCGACGUCCGUUGCUAUUGCGGUCAAUUGGACGGCGAAUUUUAUCGUCAGUAUCGGAUUUCUACCGCUACAGGAGUCACUGGGUGCCUACGUAUUCAUCAUUUUCGCCGCGCUACAAGCAUUCUUCGUUUUCUUCAUUUACAAGAAAGUACCCGAGACAAAGAAUAAAACGAUGGAGGAGAUUAGUAGCAUGUUCCGACAGAUAUCGUACCAGUAAGAACCUCCCAUCUUGCCAUUGCGCUUAAGGAAUUAAUUACAAAAUUUUGUCAAGAAUUAUAUCUACAGAGAAAAACGAAUCAAACGUAGAUGCGAAUUUCUUCAAAGAAUCCGUGACUUGGAUUUUUAACGUGCACACCUGCUACUGCGUAUUUUUAUAUCGCGCGCAUUGAAAUUGAAGGCACAAGAUCUUUUAUUCGUUAUUAUGAAGAUGAAACUGUAUUUUUAUUUUAUGAUCGUUUAAAGUCUCAACAUUGAGAAGCUAUAUCGAUAGUGUUCUCUUCUUACCUUUGAAUUAUUUUUAAGUUUAUUUCUAAACGCUGUCAAGUCGCGCAUAUUUUUUUUAGAAGUUUGACUUUGAAUUAAACUUAUAAACUUAGUUCCUAUUAUCACUGAUACGAUAAGCGUGUGGUGUCAGAAAAACAGUAUCAAGUUAUGCAUAAUGAAACACAAAUAAUUGUUUAUUUCAAUGGAAUUUUAUUAUUGGGUCUUUUUAAAUCUUUCGCGUUUCUUUUUUUAUGGCCAGACUGUAAAUUAACAAUAUAACAAUGUAGUCAAGAUAUAAUACAUAGAAUUGAACGAGACUCAACUUCAAAGAGACAAAUAUUUUGUUCGUAAAAUAUAUUUUCAUAUCGAAAAUCAAAAAGAAGAGAAACAUAAGGAGAAAUUUAACGAUUUUAAAGAAAUGCAUGAACGAAAAAUAUAUAAUAACUCGCAGUUCCUUAAGAAUAACUAAGAAAAUUAGACGUCAGUUUUCGCAUUUGUAAUCACUAUUCGUACUAGAUAUUAUUUUACCUUCAAAAAGAGUGAAGAAACAAUAUUAUUUAAUUACAUUGAUAUUAAAUAUUAUUACUCUAGUCAUAAAAAUACGAUGUUUCUGCAUUGAAGUAACAUUUGGAAAAUCCUGCUAAAAAAUAGUACAAUAUAUUUUGCAUUAUUGCAAAAUAUAUAUACAUAUAUAUAUAUAUAUAU
Molecule: messenger RNA, 2714 nt
Organism: Heterotrigona itama
Lineage: Eukaryota; Metazoa; Arthropoda; Insecta; Hymenoptera; Apidae
Source: the annotation of a GenBank genome assembly